AUGAACCACUCAACGUCAACAUCAUUCUCUUUUCUUUCUGCAGACUGCUGCCCACAAAGUUAUAUUUCUCCCUACGCACGAAACCCCCAAUCUGCCGAGAGAUUAGACGUCAUCGCCAAAGGGUUCAGCCAGCCGACGAAUCGCGGUCCCACCCUCAGCAUCCCUCAUCCUGGCUUACCCCCGCCAGCUCUCACGUGGGUUGAUCAUCAGGGCUCCAACGGCAUCUCUCGGAGCACAAAACCAAGCGCGACAACGAUUUGCAGACUCGAUUGGGCCAAUAUUCAACAGCCAAUCAACCGCUUGACAUACGAACUUGACCCUGUCCAACGUCUCUCGCAAAGACCAGCCUGUCGGCGUCCACCCCUCCCUUCUCUGCCACGCCACUUUGCUACAUGGUAG
This is a messenger RNA of Colletotrichum lupini, 399 nucleotides long. RefSeq lists its product as uncharacterized. Lineage: Eukaryota; Fungi; Ascomycota; Sordariomycetes; Glomerellales; Glomerellaceae. The coding region runs from base 1 to 399 and encodes 132 amino acids. The transcript has a single exon. The record is from RefSeq and is a predicted model, not a curated record.